Rhipicephalus sanguineus (brown dog tick) is the source of this 1116-nucleotide messenger RNA. RefSeq names its product tigger transposable element-derived protein 4. Bases 1 to 1116 code for a protein of 371 amino acids. The record is from RefSeq and is a predicted model, not a curated record. Gene Ontology annotation, cellular component: nucleus. The transcript has a single exon. NCBI's taxonomy places the organism in Eukaryota, Metazoa, Arthropoda, Arachnida, Ixodida, Ixodidae. Gene Ontology annotation, molecular function: DNA binding.
AUGCGUUCGCAGGACAUACCACUGAGUGGCCCAGUCAUACUGGCAAAGGCAGCGGACUUCGCCCUGCAGCUGGACUACGACGACUUCGCUGCUUCAGAUGGGUGGCUGCACCGUUUUCGCGAGCGUUACGACCUCGUUUUCCGUGCUGUGUCGGGUGAAAUGAACGCCGUCAACAUGGAAACGUGUGAAGGUUGGCGCUCUGAGGUGCUUCAAGGCUACAUGGAAAAGUAUUCUCCGCAGGACAUAUUCAAUGCGAAUGAAACUGCCUUAUUUUUCAAAUUGCUGCUCGCCAAAACUAUCACGUAUAAAGGCGACAAGUGCACGGGAGGGAAAAAAAGUAAAGAACGGAUAACUGUGAUGCUUGUUGCGAACAUGACUGGGACUGAGAAGUUGCUGCUGUUCGUGAUAGGCAAAUCGAGAAAUCCUCGUUGCUUCAAGAACAUCUGGUCCCUCCCAUCAGACUACGCGGCCAACAAAAAGGCCUGGAUGACGGGGGAAUUGUUCGCGCAGUGGCUAGGGAAGCUUGACAAGAAGUUCGAACGCUGUGGCCGCAAAGUCCUGCUUCUUGUGGACAACUGUUCGGCUCAUAAAGUCGACGUUGAGACGAAGGCCAUUGAGCUGGCCUUCCUUCCAGCAAACACGACAGCGGUACUGCAGCCCAUGGACCAGGGUAUAAUUAAAAAUUUAAAAUCAUUUUAUCGGCGUCAAAUGUUGGAACGAAUUAUUUUGUGCAAUAACUACCAAGUGAUGCUCCUGAGUGCACUACACAUGCUUGUGCGUGUUUGGGAGCAAGUGACAGCGCUUACGAUAGCAAAUUGCUAUCGCCACUGUGGCUUCAGCACAGAAGCUCUGCAAGCUGACGAGCCACCGGUGCUCGAACACGGCGUCACCGCCCCCAUGGCGGACGUUUUGGAAGACGUCUGCUUUGCGGACUACGUCGAUGUGGACUCAAGUGCAGUGGUGUGUGGUGCACUCACGGAUGACGACAUAACAUGUCAGGUGAGAAGUGCAGAACCUGUCGCUGCCAGUGACGAUGAUGAGGAGGAGGACGAAGCACCAGUGCGGCCCUCUGCUGCGGAAGUCAUGGCCAGAUUGAAUGCCGCCCGUCUCUUCUGA